AUGCGGCUCCAGGCGGCGCUUUUCAUCGCCGCGUGCUUGUCGCCCGCGGCGGCCAUUUAUCACGAUGAGGUCAAUCACAUUGACUUCCACCAUGCCCUCCUUGGCGCCCCCUCCCCCGAUUCGACCUUCUUCCUGAAGCCUUCCUCCUCCUCGAACGCAUCCCUCCUCUACACGAUCUCCGAGAAGUCAAUUAUCGGCGCUGUGAACCCUCGCGAUGGCUCGUUGAUCUGGCGCCAGGAUAUCUCGCGCCCUGGAUCUUCCACCAGCGGGGCAGGAAUCCUGCGAGGUCUCGAUGGCAACAACGCUGUUGUGGGUGCGACAGGUGGCUCCAUCUCAUCAUGGAGCGCCCAGGACGGAAAAUUGAUUUGGGAGAAUCACUUUGCCGAUGGUGAGGUGGUAGAUAUCGAGCUGUUGGGACUGGAAGAUGCCAGUACUACGCCUGCCUCGAGAGAUACCAUCGCACUUACAUCUGGUGAGGGCGUUGGAGUUGUGAGGCGAUUGGAUGGUGAUUCUGGAAAAGUUAAAUGGGAGUACAAGGAUAACAGUGGUGAUAUUGCAUUCCAGGUGUCCUCUUCGCCCACGGAGGUCUUCUACAUCUCGCUCCAGUCUGCGAUGUUGAAGGGCUACAGACUCAAGGUCACCUCACUGGAUCCAAUUACGGGUCGCCAGAGCCGUCAUGUGGUCUUGAAUUCCGAGAACGAUAUCACAUCCCACGAGUCCAUCAUCUUUGUCGGCGCUAAUACCGCGUCACCCUUGAUCGUCUGGGCUGACAAGUCGCUCAAGUCCCUGAAGGUCAACGUUAUCGGCACCAAGCAGAUCAACACCAUCGCCAUCGACAACACCUCUGGCCAGGAAGUCCAACAAAUCACAGUCCAUGCCCCCCACAAGCUCAACUCGCUCGCACAUUUCCUGAUUCACUACAAGACUGAGACUGGAGCUUGGGCAGAGGUCUUCCAUGUGGAUCUCAAAUCCUCCGUGGUCACUAAGGCCUACCAGUUGCCCUACUUGCAAGGUCAGUCUGUCGUGGCGGCCAACAACAUUGACGCCAAUGUGUACUUCACUCGGGUGACGGACUCGGAAGCCAUUGUCGUCUCCUCGGCAUCCCAUGGAAUUCUGGGCCGCUGGAACGCGGACGUGUCCUCCACCGAUCGUGCAAUCCAUGCAGUAGCAGAUGUUGUAACCAAGGGCAAGUCUGUCGCUGUCCGGUCCGCUAUUCUCCGUGAGUCCGGCGACUGGUCAUUGAUCCGUAAUGGCCAGACUGAGUGGACCCGUCCCGAGGCUCUGAUCUAUACCGUGGCUGCUGCUUGGGUGGAAGAGGAGGACCAAGAGGACUUGGUGCAUGAAUUGGAGGUUGAGGGCCACGAGAGCUUGAUUGGUGCUUACAUUCAUCGUGUGAAGCGCCACCUCCGGGAUCUCCAGCACCUGCCCGACUGGCUCAAGGAGCUGCCCAAGCGCAUCGUCACCAGCAUUCUGACUGACGAAGUCUCCAACCUCGAUAGUUUCGGCGUUGCCAAGUCAAUCAUUGUGGCCACCGAGAAAGGACGCGUCUAUGCCCUGGAUACUGGUCGCCAGGGAACUAUCAAGUGGAGCACCCAGGCCGAGACGACUUCGAACUGGGACAUCAAGGCUAUCUUGACUACCCCUGGAUCCGCGGAAAUCUCGAUCGGCGAUGGCAGCUCGGUACGUGUCAACAGCUCCACGGGAGAGAUUAUCUCACGCUCUGCACCCACCAAUGUCAAGCUCCAGUCGAUUGCCACCUUUGAGCAACAAGUAGGCUCGUCGGUGGUUAGAAUUGGCUCCCUGGGCAUUCAAGAGGAUGGCUCUCCUGUCGCUCCGUUCGACGAUAUCAGUGGCUUCCUGGUCACCACCAGCAACGAUGGUCGUGUUCUGGGAUGGGCUGAGAAGGACAAUAAGUCUCCUGUGUGGGAGUUUGUCCCCCCUGCAGGCCAAAAGGUCAUCAAGGCUGUGGGUCGCCCUUCGCAUGACCCCGUUGCCUCGAUCGGAAAGGUGCUCGGCGAUCGCUCCGUUCUGUACAAGUAUUUGAACCCCAACUUGGUGCUAGUGACUGCCGUGAACGAGCAGGAUCACACUGCUGGCUUCUAUCUGCUCGACGGCGUUUCCGGCAAGGUCUUGUACUCUGUUAGCCGAGCCGGCGUUGACCCAACCCAGCCCAUUGCGUCCGCUAUCUCCGAGAACUGGUUUGCCUACUCGUUCUUCGGCGAUGCCGUCGGCGAGUCCUCCGCCAAGGGCUACCAGCUCGUAGUCUCCGAGCUCUACGAAUCUCCCAUUGUGAAUGACCGUGGCCCCUUGGACUCGGCCGGAAACUACUCCAGUCUUCACAGCGUCCAUGGCGACAGCCUUCCGCUUCCACACGUUGUCUCCCAGUCCUUUGUUAUUGCCGAGCCCAUCUCCCAUAUGGCUGUCACUCAGACUCGCCAAGGCAUCACUACCCGCCAGCUUCUCUGUGUUCUCCCGUCCUCGAAUGCCAUUGUUGGUAUUCCCCGCCCUGUUUUGGACCCUCGCCGCCCCGUCGAUCGGGAUCCUACCUCCGCCGAAGCGGAAGAGGGCUUGUUCCGCUAUGCCCCAUUCCUGGAUUUCGACGGCAAGUGGUACCUCACCCACUCCCGCGAUGUCGCCGGCAUCAAGACUGUCCUGUCUCGCCCGACUCUACUCGAGAGCACCAGCCUUAUCUUUGCCUUUGGAGGCGAUAUCUAUGGCACCCGCGCCACGCCUAGUCAGGCCUUUGAUAUUCUUGGCAAGAGCUUCUCCAAGUUGCAGCUUGUUCUGACCGUGGUGGCUUUGGCGGCUGGUGUCACUUUCUUGGCCCCGAUGGCUCGGAAAAAGCAGGUCAACAUGUUGUGGAAAGCUACUUAG
Molecule: messenger RNA, 2874 nt
Organism: Penicillium daleae
Lineage: Eukaryota; Fungi; Ascomycota; Eurotiomycetes; Eurotiales; Aspergillaceae
Exons: 3
Coding region: 1-2874 (957 amino acids)
Biological process (GO): protein folding in endoplasmic reticulum
Cellular component (GO): EMC complex
Molecular function (GO): protein binding
Source: RefSeq, a predicted model, not a curated record